AUGAAGAUGACAGUGAAGACUCUCGAGGGCAUCCACUUCGAGAUCCGGGUGCAGCACCAUGACACCAUUAUGGCUGUCAAGACGAAGAUUGAAGAGAUCAAAGGAAAGGAUAGCUAUCCACGGGGUCAACAAAUGCUCAUUUACAAGGGCGAGGUGUUGAAGGAUGAAAGCACACUGGACAAGAAUCAAGUUACUGAAGAUAAGUUCCUGAUCGUCAUGCUUUGUAAGAGUAAAGCUUUAGCUUCCAGUGGAACUUCAUCUGCUAAGCCUUUGAGCACUCCUGUAUCCAGGCAAGCGCCUCCAAUUGCUCAACCUCAAGCUUCUCAAUCCAUGGUCUCAACAACUACAACUGCUCAACCUGAAAUACCAAAUGCAGAGUAUGUUCCAUGUCUGCCUACUGAUAUAUCUUUACAUCAUGCAGUUGGAAUCAGGCCAACCCGUCGCGCUGUUUUGUUGCCUCCCCGGCGGUCCAAGGCAUGCAUCAACAAGCAGAAGGCCGACCUCCUAAAACCCUAG
Molecule: messenger RNA, 516 nt
Organism: Lolium rigidum
Lineage: Eukaryota; Viridiplantae; Streptophyta; Magnoliopsida; Poales; Poaceae
Product: probable ubiquitin receptor RAD23a
Exons: 6
Coding region: 1-516 (171 amino acids)
Biological process (GO): proteasome-mediated ubiquitin-dependent protein catabolic process
Cellular component (GO): nucleoplasm; cytosol
Molecular function (GO): ubiquitin binding; polyubiquitin modification-dependent protein binding; proteasome binding
Source: RefSeq, a predicted model, not a curated record